Messenger RNA from Tetrahymena thermophila SB210, 249 nucleotides. RefSeq lists its product as hypothetical. Lineage: Eukaryota; Ciliophora; Oligohymenophorea; Hymenostomatida; Tetrahymenidae. The transcript is spliced from 2 exons. The record is from RefSeq and is a predicted model, not a curated record.
AUGAAUCUAUAGUUAAUUUUUGUUUAUAAUUUUAUAAAUCUAAAUAACAAAUAACACCAAUUAAAACAAAAAGAAAAACAAGCACAUAGGCAAAAUUUACAGACUUAGAACUUAAAACUAACUCAGAAAUCGUAUUUUGCUGACCUUGAUUCUUAAGAAGUUAAUUCCCACUACUACCUAAGUGCUUUAACAUUAUUUACAGAUCAAUAAAAUUUUAAAUAAUUCUCAUAUUUCCUGUAAAAAAAUUGA